Messenger RNA from Megalops cyprinoides (Indo-Pacific tarpon), 1589 nucleotides. RefSeq names its product peroxisomal biogenesis factor 10 (gene pex10). Gene Ontology annotation, cellular component: peroxisomal membrane. Lineage: Eukaryota; Metazoa; Chordata; Actinopteri; Elopiformes; Megalopidae. Gene Ontology annotation, biological process: protein import into peroxisome matrix. Gene Ontology annotation, molecular function: zinc ion binding. The transcript is spliced from 7 exons. The record is from RefSeq and is a predicted model, not a curated record. The coding region runs from base 259 to 1236 and encodes 325 amino acids.
GUUAGCUAGUUAGCUAGGUAGCUGCAAUGCUGUAAACAUGGCUACGUCUGUCAAGUCAGAAUAUAUACAUAUUUGUUAGAUCUGACGUGUUUUGCUUUACACCUAUCCCAACUGUGGUGUCAAAUGUACUGCACGUACGAUAGUCGGUUAUUGUGACUUUGCUAGCCUAACGUUAUGUAUUUACGCCGUAGCUAUUGCGUUCCGUCUCCGGUGUUUCAUUCAAGCUAGCAAGCUACUUGCCGAUUCACGCUGAAGACCAUGCCCCUGCUUCCUGCAAACCAGCCGCAACUGAUCCGUGCCAGUCAGAAAGAUGAAUAUUACCAGAACUGUCUGCGGAACAACGCCAACGAAGCCUUUCAAACGUUUGCAGGAUCUAAGAGAUGGUUGGACUGGCGAAAAGAGAUCGAGUUACUGUCAGACCUUGUGUACUUCGUCUUAACCACGUUUUCAGGGUACCAGACACUCGGUGAGGAGUACUGCAACAUCAUUCAGGUCGAUCCCACCAAGCAGAGGGUGCCAUCUCGUGCCCGCAGGGGGGCACUGAUACUGCUCCACACCUUCCUGCCAUACCUCCUGGAUAAGGUCCUGGUCAGCCUGGAGAAUGAGCUUCAAGAUGAGGACACUAGGACCCAGGGAGGCCAGGGUGCCUCAUCCAGCUUCUGGACCCCUGCUUCCUACCUGAGGGUCAAGAUCCGGAAGGCAGUGGAGCUGCUUACGGAGUCACAGAGAAAAGCCCUGCUCCCAGCCCUCUUUGUUGUCCAGCAGGGAGUCACCAUCUUGCACAGAUUGCAUGUGGCUCUGUUCUACAUUAGUGGGACCUUCUACCACCUAGGGAAGAGGGCAGCUGGGAUCAGUUAUCUGCGUGUUCAUGGUAUGACUGGCGAUGAUCAGGCCAUCCGCACCAGUUACAAGCUCCUCGGUGUGGUCUCACUGCUGCAGCUUGGCCUCACGCUGGCGCUGCAGCUCAACAACUUUCGGCAGAGGCAGAGAGCCCGGCAGGAGUGGAAGCUCCACAGGAACCUUCCUUCCAGAACCAGGUCUGCUGAGACCCCUGCCUCUCGGACCUCUCGCUGCAUCCUGUGUCUUGAGGAGAGACGGCACUCCACCACCACCCCCUGCGGUCACCUGUUCUGCUGGGAGUGCAUCACGGAGUGGUGUAACACCAAGGCAAAAUGUCCUCUGUGUCGAGAGAAAUUCCAGCCACAGAAGCUGGUUUAUCUACGAAACUACAAAUAGAUGAAGAAACUCAACUACUGACUUCACCUGAUUCUCACCUCAGCUGCUGUCAUCCCUUAUGUAUUUUUUUUUUUCCAAUUUAACAUAGACUGUAAAAGAGCCUUUUGGUUUAAAAGUACAGAAGUGCAUUGUGCUCCAUUCUUUCAUGGCCAUAUUUUAUUGUUUGCUUUUUUGGGGUGGGUUCUCAAAUCAGCUACUUUUUUUCCAAGAAAAUGAGUGCAGAGCUCAUGGAAGUAUAUAGUAUUUUGAUUAAAGUGUAUUUUUAAUAAUAUAAAAUUCAGUUCAGUUAUAAUUUGCAAACUGGAUUGUAUCAGUCCGUGUAACUGUUAACUAUUCAAUCAUCUGUAACAAUG